Messenger RNA from Phlebotomus argentipes, 3385 nucleotides. RefSeq lists its product as uncharacterized. Bases 1075 to 2991 code for a protein of 638 amino acids. The record is from RefSeq and is a predicted model, not a curated record. The transcript has 5 exons. Lineage: Eukaryota; Metazoa; Arthropoda; Insecta; Diptera; Psychodidae.
UUUUCGUUUCUCCUUCUUGUCACAAAUAUCAAUGAGAACAGGAAAUUCCCCACAUUUCUCAGAAGACGUGUGUGAUAAACUUAUUUUAUUUAUCCAUUUAUGUCGAUAUGACGACGAGAUGAGAAAUAUUUAACUUCUUACUUACGCGAAUUUAGUGAAAAUACAGCCAAAUAAAUAUGUAUUUUUGUCAUAAAAUAUAUUUAUAUGGAAAAAUAUUGUGCUCAUUAGACCUUUAACUCUAUGACUGAUAACAUGUGCACAAUUUUUUUUACCACAACUGUCCACACACAGAGAAUUAGUAAUAAUAAAAUAUUUGAAAUGAAAUUGAUCUCAUGAUAGAAAUAAUUACUAAAUUCAUUAAACAUCGUGUGAAUUUCUUAAUAAUCAUAUCUCGCAAAAUACUUUAUUGAUCAUGCUUUUUGAGCAAUUUCACUGUCGAUCAUUCACUUGAACGACCCUGUAUUUUAACAACAUUUAUACCAGUGUUGUUUCAAACUUAUAACGCAUAAGCACAAUUCACAUCUGAAUUAAUUCACGUUUCACUGUGUAUGAAUUGCGAAAAGGCAGCUAAAAAAUAUGUGAAAACAUUCGAUAAUCAUAUUCUGAGAAUUCUUUGCUUUUGCCUUCUUUUUUGUAUGUGCGAUAUUCUCUCAACCAGUGUCUCUCUCUUUUGCGCAACGUCUAAUAAACUUUUAGGCACUUCCCAGUCAUUUUCUUCACUUUAUAUCAUUCUCUCUAAAUUAUGAAUUAAUAUAGAGGAGGGAAGAAUAGGAAAAAGAAGACAAGCUCAAUUACCUUCUCAAUCUUUUUAUAUACACAACACACUAAUUUCAUUGCAGACAUCAUAAAGCCAGUGUUUGUAAAUCGCAUUUUUUUUCUAAAUAUACAUAUACCCGCCAAUAUAUUAAAUAGCAAUCAGGUUUUUUUUCCUUCUCUUGUUGUGCUUUCGGAAAUACAAUAAAAAAAACAGGACAGAGACAAAUUAGACAAAUAAUACAGUUGGAAAACAGUCACCAAGAAGGUGUUGACAAUGUGUCAUCGUGAGUGAAUAAGAGAAAAGAAGUAUUCAGCACAAUGAAGUGGAUAAGUGUCUUGGCAGUGAUCGUGCUAAUCGCGAGAUCAGACAAUGGUGUUCUCGCUGGCAAGGGAGCCACAGUGAUCGAUACACUGCGCGAUUACUACCUCUCAAUCGAGGAUCACUCAUGGAAAAUUGUCAAUCGUGGCGCUGGAAUUCACCAUCCGGACAAAAUACUGAAACCCGUGUACAAAAUGCACAAAAUAUUUGCCAUUGAUAACAUCACACAUGACAUGGAGGAUUACGAAUUGACAACACUUGAUCGGAUUUAUGAGUGGAAACUACUCGAAACAGAUCUCAUGACGGUCAAUAAUCUCUUUGAGGUCUUUCGUCAGGAACUAGAGAAACCCCUCCAAAAUAUGGAUCAUUUUGAUGAAUUGUCAGCAAUUGAUUUCACAGACACUGUCUUUGAAGACAAACACUGGCCAAUUCCGGAGACAUUUGAUAAAAUUGAGAACAUCAUGGUUAAUCAGGGAUUGUAUUACAAAGCCAUGGUGGAAGUGAAAGAUCAAGUGUGCUCAAGUCAAAAGGCAGCCCAACAAGUGAUCUAUCAAAUGUACAAUGCCGUGUCGCUGACAGAACUCAAGGGUUAUGCAAUGAUGCAAUUCUGUUGGAUGCUCUUGAAGACCUUCGGCAAAGGAAAUUACACACAAGAGCCACAAUUGAUGCGUCAACGCUUCGAGAAUCGCACCGAGAAGACACAGGAGCUGGUACAGCGUGUCUUGGAGCGUGCAGAUCGUGAGGUGUGGCGCUGCGAUCCAGAUGUACACAUUGAGGGUGAAACAUAUGAGCAAUUUACACGACUCCUGCAAGGCUACGUGGAGAAUGAAGUGGACAUGAACACCGAUGGGACGUGCAAGGAAAACUGUGCCGCUUACACAUUCAGCGAGAGUCACGGUUGCUUCAAAGAUCUCUACUGUGCACAGCAGCCACAGUGCAAAGGACGCAUUCUCAAUUGCACUUAUGUGGACUCUGACAUGUGGAUCUGUCCAUCGAAACUCCACACUAAUCGCCGAUACGAGUACAUUCGCUAUGAAAAUGGACGAGUGUUGGGUGAAGAGAGCACGUGCGCACGUGGAACAACAAAGGUCGACUCGUGGUGGCGUUGGCUCUUCUGGCACUGCAGCUAUUGCUUCUGCCUAUGCGACGAGCAGGGCUACAAGUCUGACAGAUACUUUAAUCUGAGGGACACAGUGUCUGACAUCGAGGAGAACAAGGUUGUCGUUGGGAUUCGCUUCCGGAAGAUCAACCGAAUCAUGCAUCUUCAGAUCCAACAGGGUGUAUUACUUUCCCGCGGAAUGAUCAAUGGAUCAACGGUGAACUGGAAACCCAUCAAUAGUUAUCGCUUGCUGGACAGUGGACUCAAGAAUGGCGUCGAUUAUCACACAAUGGAGUGGAAUAGGCGCGCUAUUGAUCUUGAUGAUCUCUUAGCCAAUCCCGGUCACGUCGUAACUGGAGUUAGAUUCCGCAUAUUUGGUGCUAGAAUCAAUCUCGAGAUUCGCGUGCAUGAAUUCAACUUUGAAACUGGCAAAUUGGAUCAAGUUGGCAAUUGGAUAUCUAAUGACAAUACAGAAGUUGGACACGGCGCUAAUAAAAGGACUCAAAUCUUCCUGCGAAAUCCCAACAUUCCAACAAGAUCCAAAGCCCGUUCACAGCUAGACUCAAAGCCUAAUCAAUUCAUUGAAUUUACCAACACUGACAUGGAUGCCGAUGCAGCGCAGACAACUGUGCCAUUCUUGGAUGCCCAAGAUGUGGUCUCAUCGCCACCAGUGCCACUUUCCGGCAUCGGUAUUUAUCACAAAGGAUUGCCACUCUUUGGCGGUUACGUGGCGCCGAAGAUAAUUGUGUACAACAUGGCGCAACACGUUUACACACCGAAACCCGGACAAGAGGAUCUCUGGGACACGUACGGAUAGGCAAAGAUAUUGAUUUUCAACCAUGUAUUUAAGCAAUAUACGAAUAAGAGAGAUUUUAUAUGCAACCUUUAUCAACAAUAUCACCUGCCAAAUGAAGAUGAUUACAGCCAAUUCAAGUAAGUGGGUGUCACACUUUUAGUAUAAAAAACCACAGAAGAAAUCACAAGAAUAACAUUCCCACGUAUGAAUUUUUUUGUGCUGAAACAUUGUACGAAAACAUCAGCAUAAAAUGAGGUGUAAACAAUAAAGUUCAGAUUCUGUCAUGUAAAAAUGGUAUUUUAGGCAACAACCUCAAUGUGAAUUGUGAAGAAAACGAUUAAUAAGUGUAAUUCACUGAAUACAACUAACAGUGAAGAAUAUAGGAAUUGUAUUUACAAUAAAUUAAACAACAUGA